Molecule: messenger RNA, 1899 nt
Organism: Mugil cephalus (flathead mullet)
Lineage: Eukaryota; Metazoa; Chordata; Actinopteri; Mugiliformes; Mugilidae
Gene: galk2
Product: galactokinase 2
Exons: 10
Coding region: 220-1596 (458 amino acids)
Biological process (GO): galactose metabolic process; carbohydrate phosphorylation
Cellular component (GO): cytosol; cytoplasm
Molecular function (GO): ATP binding; galactokinase activity
Source: RefSeq, a predicted model, not a curated record
UUCUGCUGAAGCCUGAGUUGAUUCAGAGUCAGCUCUUUCAUUACUGACGGACACAAAAACCACUGAGCUCCCAUUUAAGGACUGGCCGGAAUUCAGCGGCUUGGUAUCCGGGAUCCUCUUGUGACAGUCAGCUGAUCGCAGACAGGAUUUGUAAAAACUUUGAUCUCUCCUCGCUGAUAACGACAACUCCAUUCAUUCAUAAAUAUAUUUUUUGCAAAAAUGGCCACAAACCCACCCAAGUUAAAGACUGCGAUAUCUGCUGAUGAAAGGUUGAAAAACUUGAAAAAUAUCUUUGAAUCCAAGUAUGGAGAAUCCCCUCUCUUCUAUGCAUGUGCACCUGGGAGGGUGAAUCUAAUAGGAGAGCACAUUGAUUACUGUGGAUACUCUGUGCUACCAAUGGCCAUUGAACAGAGCAUCCUCGCCGCUGUGUCAGUGAAUACUUCAGAGACAAUCCGGCUGGCCAACACAAACCCUGACUACACUGAUUUCACAGUGUCGUGUUCAGAGGACAUCACCAUAGACAGAGACAAUCCAAAGUGGUAUUAUUAUUUUCUCUGUGGAGUUAAAGGUAUUCAGGAGACGCUCGGAAAUGCUCGUCUGUCAGGGAUGUCGUGCGUUGUAGAUGGAACCAUUCCUCCGAGCUCCGGUCUGUCCAGUUCCAGUGCUUUGGUUUGCUGUUCUGGCCUCGUAACAAUGGAGGCAAACCAAAAGUCCCUCUCCAAGGUGGCUCUUGCGGAGAUAUGUGCCAAAUGUGAGCGCUACAUUGGCACAGAAGGAGGAGGCAUGGACCAGUCCAUAUCCUUCCUGGCGGAGAGAGGAACAGCCAAGCUGAUAGAGUUCCAGCCUCUGAGGGCCACGGAUGUCAAGCUCCCAGACGGGGCCGUGUUUGUGAUUUCCAACUGCUGCGUGGAGAUGAACAAAGCUGCAUCUUCUCACUUCAACAUCCGUGUGGUGGAGUGUCGAAUCGCCACGAAGAUGCUGGCCCACGCGCGGCGCCUCGACCCAAGCAGGCUGUUGAAGCUGGCUCAGGUUCAGACGGAGCUGAAGGCCUCCCUGGAGGACAUGCUGGCUCUGGUGAACGAAGUGCUGCACCCCGAGCCGUACAGCCGAGAGGAGAUAUGCAAGGCGCUGGGCAUCAGCUCGGAGCAGUUCUCCACAGACCUGCUGAGCGCUAACACUCAGCAUGUGACUCACUUCAGGCUCCACCAGCGAGCCAAGCAUGUUUACGGUGAAGCUGCGCGGGUGCUGCGGUUUAAGAGUGUGUGUGACUCUGAACCAGCUGACUCCAUACAGCUACUCGGGGAGCUGAUGAACCAGAGCCACGCGAGCUGCAGAGACCUCUACGAGUGCAGCUGCCCCGAACUGGACCAACUGGUGGACAUCUGUCUGAAGUCAGGGGCUGUGGGUUCCCGGCUGACAGGAGCAGGGUGGGGAGGCUGUGCUGUCUCCAUGGUUCCCAGUGAGAAGGUGGAGUCGUUCUUACGAGCCGUCAGAGACGCCUACUACCUCCCCGACCCGCGCAGAGCAGCGAUGGAAAAGCAGAGCUUGUUCGUGACGAAGCCGGGUGGUGGAGCUGCAAUUUUCCUCGAAGGCUAAAAUGUGUCUUCCAUAAACCGAUGCAGGGAAAUUCUUUAACUUUUCUUAUUUUUUUCUUACUCUUACUGCAGAAAGCACUUUCAAAUUACUUGCUUAACUUUUAUGUUUACUAUUACAGAUUAUGGAUUAUGAGGGCCAAAGAUUUCAUUCAGUGGGGCACUGAAGGGUGUUAUUUUUCUAUAAAUCAUGAAGGUUUUUAUAAUGAACAGAUUUUUGUUACUAACUCAAUGUCUUUCUGUUCAAAUCACACUAUUUUCUUGAAAACAUAAAUGGUGACACAUAAAAUAAAUGAUCUGUACUGUA